Messenger RNA from Octodon degus (degu), 1508 nucleotides. RefSeq names its product tektin 3 (gene Tekt3). Lineage: Eukaryota; Metazoa; Chordata; Mammalia; Rodentia; Octodontidae. Bases 102 to 1508 code for a protein of 468 amino acids. The record is from RefSeq and is a predicted model, not a curated record. The transcript has 7 exons. Gene Ontology annotation, cellular component: sperm flagellum; microtubule cytoskeleton; nucleus. Gene Ontology annotation, biological process: cilium assembly; cilium movement involved in cell motility.
GCUUCAGUGGGCGGUGGUGGCGGGUCCGAGACCCUUCGCUCUCACCUCCCCCUUCACCGCUCCCUUCUCCGCCCCUCUGCAGGCAUCCGCCGACAGGAAAGAUGAACAGAUCAUGUUUGAGCACCAUGGAACCUUUAGGCUCUACUUUAACAUCAACUUAUGCCCAUCCUGCACCAGCCAACUUCCUACCAGCCCUUGGUACCAUGGCAUCAAGCUAUAGGGAUCGCUUUCCCCAUUACAAUUUGACCCAUAGCUUGAGCCUUCCUUGGAGACCAAGCACAUACUACAAAGCAGCCUCUAACUUGCCAACCUUGGGCCCGUACUGCACCAGAGCACAGAGGGUUUGCGAGAGCACCAUGCUUCCCUUUGUUUCCAACAGAACCACCCUCUUCACAAGAUACACUCCUGACGAUUGGUACAGGUCCAAUUUAACGAACUACCAAGAGUCUAAAACUUCCCGACAUAAUUCAGAGAGACUCAGAGUGGAUACAUCUCGCCUCAUUCAGGACAAACAUCAACAGACGAGAAAAACCCAGGCAGAUUCUACCCAAAAUUUGGGAGAACGUGUCAAUGACAUAGCGUUUUGGAAAUCUGAAAUCACUCAUGAGUUGGAUGAAAUGAUUGGAGAGACAAAUGCACUUACUGAUAUUAAGAAAAGACUAGAGAGGGCUUUACUGGAGACUGAAGCCCCUCUGCAGGAAGUUGAUGUUAUUCUGUGUUGCCAAGAAAGAAUGAAGCGAUAUUUGGAUAAGGCUAUUGCCCAACUUGCCGCUGAUAGAGCUGCCCAGCACGAGCUAGAAAAAGACCUAAGUGAUAAACAGGCAGCUUACCGGAUUGAUGACAAAUGUCACCACUUGCAUAACACUUCUGAUGGUGUUAGCUACUUCCGUGGAGUGGAGAAGGUUGACGCAACGGUCUCAGUGCCUGAAUCUUGGGCAAAAUUUACAGAUGACAAUAUUCUCCGUUCCCAGAGUGAGAGGGCAGCUUCUGCCAAGCUAAGGGAUGACAUUGAAAACCUUCUGGUGGUGACUGCCAAUGAGAUGUGGAAUCAAUUUAACAAAGUGAACGUGGCUUUCACUAAUCGUAUUGCUGAGACUGCAGAUGCUAAGAAUAAGAUUCAGACUCACUUAGCAAAGACGCUACAGGAGAUAUUCCACACAGAAAUGACCAUAGAAUCCAUCAAGAAGGCCAUCAAGGAUAAGUCUGCCUUCCUGAAGGUGGCUCAGACCAGGCUGGAUGAGCGCACAAGGAGACCUAACAUAGAGCUAUGCAGAGACAUGGCCCAGUUACGCCUUGUUAAUGAGGUCUAUGAGGUUGACGACACCAUACAGACCUUGCAGCAGCGCCUGAGGGAUGCAGAAGACACCCUGCAGUCUCUGGUGCACAACAAAGCCACCCUGGAGCAUGACCUGGCUGUCAAAGCCAAUUCCCUGUACAUUGACCAGGAAAAAUGUAUGGGAAUGCGUAAGACCUUCCCCAACACCCUGCGGCUAGUUGGCUUCUGUUAG